AAAAGUAGAGUACAUGAUUGAAAUUUGCCUUUAAAAGAACAUCAAAAAGCACCAAAGACUCUUAUGGGAAGAGAGAGUAGCACUAACCCAAUAUGGAUGUUGAGAACAUCUUUCACAUGAAGGGUGGCAUUGGAGAGAAUAGCUAUGCCAAAAAUUCCUCUUUUCAGAAGGCGGCUUCAGAUAUGGUGAAGCACAUAACCAUAAAAGCAGUGCAAGAAGUUUAUCUUGCAUUAGCACCAGAGAGCCUUGGCAUAGCUGAUUUAGGUUGCUCUUCUGGACCUAACACCUUAUCAAUCAUCAAAGAUAUAGUUUUAGCUAUUGAAGAAAUAAAUUGUUGUAAGAUCAAGAGUCCAACACCAGAGUUCAGAGUGUAUCUUAAUGAUCUACCAACAAAUGAUUUCAAUUCAGUGUUCAAGUCCCUGCCAGAUUUCUACAGUGAUCUCAAGAAAGAAAGAAAUGGUGGGUCUCCUUCUCUUUUCAUAGCUGGCUAUCCUGGCUCAUUCUAUGGAAGGCUUUUCCCCAACAAUUGCUUGCACUUUGUUUACUCAUCUUACAGUCUACACUGGCUUUCCAAGGUUCCUCCAGCUCUUUAUGAUGAGCAAGGAAAACCAAUAAAUAAAGGCAACAUUUACAUUUCUAAAUCUAGUCCUCCACUUGUGUCCCAGGCAUAUUUGAUGCAAUUCAAAGAGGAUUUCUCCCUUUUCCUUCAAUCACGGUCUCAAGAACUAAUCAGUGGGGGAUGUAUGGUGUUGAUCUUGUUGGGAAGAGUAGGCCCAGAUCAAGUUGAUAGAGGGAAUUCAUUCUUUUGGGAGCUUCUUUCAAGAUCUGUUGCCAUUUUGGUUUCUCAGGGCGAAAUUGAGAAGGAAAAGCUAGAUUCUUACGAUGUUCAUUUCUAUGCACCAUCCAAAGAUGAAAUAGAAGCUGAAAUAAGAAGAGAAGGUUCUUUUGAAUUGGUUCACUUGGAUAUACUUGAGACAGAGAAAGACUAUGACAAGACUAGUGGGAACUAUGGGGCAGAAGUUGCAAUGACAGUUAGGGCUAUCCAAGAAUCAAUGAUUUCCCAUCAUUUUGGAGAAGGAAUUUUAGACACUUUAUUUGAGACCUAUGGAAGGAUGGUAGAUGAAGAAGUGGUUAAACAAGAAAUUGAUCCAAUUUCUUUUGUCUUAGUUCUUAGAAAAUUAUGACUGCGGUGCCCCUAAAUUUGCAAUUUACUUCUUGUAUUUGUUGGAUAUCUGUUAUAUAUGACAACCUAUAUGGGAAUUAUUAUCAUAUUAUCACAAAACUGUUACUUAUUUUAUCUGUUCA
Messenger RNA from Ricinus communis (castor bean), 1305 nucleotides. RefSeq names its product probable methyltransferase TCM_000336. Gene Ontology annotation, biological process: methylation. Bases 93 to 1184 code for a protein of 363 amino acids. NCBI's taxonomy places the organism in Eukaryota, Viridiplantae, Streptophyta, Magnoliopsida, Malpighiales, Euphorbiaceae. Gene Ontology annotation, molecular function: S-adenosylmethionine-dependent methyltransferase activity. The transcript is spliced from 4 exons. The record is from RefSeq and is a predicted model, not a curated record.